Messenger RNA from Eptesicus fuscus (big brown bat), 666 nucleotides. RefSeq names its product proteoglycan 3-like. The record is from RefSeq and is a predicted model, not a curated record. The transcript has 5 exons. The coding region runs from base 1 to 666 and encodes 221 amino acids. Gene Ontology annotation, biological process: immune response. NCBI's taxonomy places the organism in Eukaryota, Metazoa, Chordata, Mammalia, Chiroptera, Vespertilionidae.
AUGAAACUCCACCUGUUCCUGCUGCUCCUCCUGCUGGGGACAGUUGCUGCUCUUCAUGUGGGUAAUGAUGCCCCCAAUCUGGACAGCCAAGAGUCACAGGCAGACCUGAGCCAGGAUCUGGAAGGCUCAGGGGAACAGGAGGGAGAGCUGGUCCUGACUGAGGAGGCGAUUCAGUCUGAAGGAGAGCAGGUGGAGGCUUCCAGCUGCCAAGAUGCCUUUGAGGACGACAAGAAGGCCAUGGAGUCGCACCCAGGUGCCCUAGACAAGAACUUUCAGUGCCCCAGGGCAGAGGACACAGUGGAAAUAAGCGGCAGUCCUGGGUGCAAGUUCUGCCGCUACAAGUUGGUGCAGACUCCCCGUGUAUUUGCAGUCGCUCGGGAAACCUGCAGGAGGUGCUACAGUGGCAACCUCGUCUCUAUCCACAACCUCAGUGUCAACAAUAAACUCCACUGCUUGUCCAGUCAGCUGAAUGAGUUCUGGGUCUGGAUUGGAGGAAUCAUCAGGCCCAAGUGUUCCACGUUACAGUGGAUUGAUGGGACUGCUGUAGAUUUUCGUCACUGGGCUCAUCAGCGUGGGUGCGGCCACUGUGUGAGCCUAUCCACCAGAGGGGGUCAUUGGCGACAAACAUGUUGUGAACGACGUCUGCCCUUCAUCUGCUCCAUCUAA